Molecule: messenger RNA, 345 nt
Organism: Lottia gigantea (owl limpet)
Lineage: Eukaryota; Metazoa; Mollusca; Gastropoda; Lottiidae
Exons: 1
Source: RefSeq, a predicted model, not a curated record
AUAACAGACUGGAAUCAAUUCUGUAGGGAUGUCUGCAUAGAAUAUUGCCUGAGACAUCCUCAUCAAAUAGGAGGUGAUGGUCAAUCUGUGAAAAUAUAUACUGAACGUCUUUCAGAUGACAGAAAGUGCAAUAACAGUCCUGAACAAUGGAUGUUUGGAGGAUAUGAUCCUGCAAAGAAAAUUGGAUUUCUGUUGAUAACCUCUGAACUAAAUGCAGAAACACUGAUUCCUCUGAUUCAACAAUGGAUUCUUCCUGGAUCUACAAUUUAUUCAGAGGAAAAUGAUGCUUACAAGAGUCUGACCAUUCUAGGCUAUGUUCAUAAAACUAUUAAUCAAGCACAAAAU